Molecule: messenger RNA, 603 nt
Organism: Rotaria sp. Silwood1
Lineage: Eukaryota; Metazoa; Rotifera; Eurotatoria; Philodinida; Philodinidae
Source: the annotation of a GenBank genome assembly
AUGCAACAUUCAUGUUCACAUACAUGCCAACAUGUUGAUGAAACAAAUGUUGGUCAAUGGAAUUUAUAUACAAAAAUUGAUAAAUAUAAUUUACAAUGUUAUAAUGAAAAACAUGAUGGUUCCGGUAAAGAUGUAUUUCGAGCAUGGGAAGAACGACUUGAUCGAUCAAAAGUAGUUGAAAGUGAUGAUGAACAAGAAUUACUUUUCAGUAUACCAUUUAAUGGUGCUGUAAAAAUAACUGGCCUAUGUGUUAUUGGUGAAAAUGGUUCAUCACAUCCAAAUACAGUUAAAUUUAAUUUACCUGAAUUACGUUUUGAUAAUGCACAUGGAAAAGCUCAUCAAGAAAUUUCACUUACAUAUGAUCCAUUCGGUACAUUAGCUUAUCAAGUCAAUCCAUCACAUUUUUCACGUGUAACACAUUUAUCUUUAUAUUUUCCUUCGAAUUUCGAUGAUGAAACAACUCGUAUUUAUUAUAUUGGUCUUCGUGGUGAAUAUCUUGGUGAAGUAAAAUCUGAAGUAGUCAUUACAACGUAUGAAGCUAGACCACAAUUAAAAGAUCACAAAGUGGAUGAUUUUUUAACAAGCAAUCGUGAAAUACAAUAA